CUGCUGCCCGCAGCACUGUCAGUGCUGCAUCUCCGUGGCUCCAUGUGGAACAGUAGCCAGAGCAUCUCUAACUGUUCGGAGAGCGCCGACUUCCAGUACGUCCUCUUCCCUGUCAUCUACAGCCUGGUCUUUGUGCUGGGCCUGGCGGGGAACUCCUUUGUGCUGGGCUACUUCUUUUGGACCAAGUCAGCCACGGCCCCGGCCAACGUCUUUCUGGUGAACCUGGCCACCAUCGACUUGCUCUUUGUGUUGACCCUGCCGUUCCGCAUUGCCUACCAUGCGCUGCACAAUGACUGGGUCUUCGGGGAAGCUCUCUGCAAAAUCACCGGCUGCCUGUUCUUUGCCAACCUGUAUGGCAGCUCCCUCUUCCUGGCCUGCAUCUGCCUGGAGCGCUACGUGGCAGUGGUGCACCCGCUGCGGCACUUGCACUUCCGCCAGCUGCGCUACCGUGUGGGGGCUGCGCUGGUGGUGUGGGCAGUGCUCUUGGCAGCCACCCUCUACCUGGCCCUCCGUGGGCCCCUGACCAGCCCCUUUGCUGACGGCCGCACAGCCUGCCUCGAGAACUUCUCCUCCAGGUCUUGGAAGGGGCGCAUUUCCGGGGUGAGCAUCUUUGCUGCGGUGGUCGGCUUCCUGUUGCCCCUUUUACUGAUUGGGGUGUGCUACCCGCUAAUCGCUUGGCGGCUGCUGGCAACGCCAGGGAUGCAGCCUGGUUCCCGUGCUGUGAGGCGCAAGGCGCUGCGGACGGUGCUGGUGGUGUUCGGCGUCUUUCUGGUCUGCUUUGUUCCUUACCACGUGGUGCAGCUGGUCCACACGCUUGGCCGUGUGGGUGCUCUGGGUGGCUGCUCCCUCAUCCGGGCCACGUAUGUCGCCCGGCGUGUGACCAUGGCGCUCACCAGUCUCAAUGCCUGCCUCGACCCUCUGGUCUACUAUUUUGCUGCUGAACGUUUCUCAUGGCGGCCCUACUGGAAAUGCGCCUGCUGCCCCAUGAGGUCACAGCGCCCCCUGGGCCUUCGCACACUCCCUGCCCACCAGGGACCCUCCACAGAGGGAAACACUGCGCCUGGCUCAGAGGACUGAGUGAGAGAUGGCCGGAUGUAUGAGAAUCCCCUUCCCUUAUGCACCGCUUCACUGGAAAAGGCCAUCACGCUAGGAAAAGUGGGAGGCAGCAGGAGAAGAGGGGAGACCCAGCCUCAGGAGGCGGGUGGGCUCCGCCAGGGGAGCCACGAGGGGCCCCCCUCCAUGCGCAAGGCCCCUGAGCGGUGGAUGGUAGAGGCAGUAGGUAAUUCAUUCACCGGAUCUUCAUAACUGGGAAGUGAAUUGACGGCACUUACACACACACACACACACACACACACGCACACACACAAACACGUCUUUGUUUCAUUUGCAUUUGUUGUAUUAUUAGUGCUUUAAAAAAUUAACAAAAUAUUCACAGUACCACUAGAUCAAAGCAACAUAGACAAAUGGUAGUAUCUGUAUGUUAUUCCAAAAUCUGUCAUUGCUGCGUGUUAUAAAUUAAU
Gekko japonicus is the source of this 1520-nucleotide messenger RNA. RefSeq names its product lysophosphatidic acid receptor 6-like. Gene Ontology annotation, biological process: G protein-coupled receptor signaling pathway. The transcript has a single exon. Gene Ontology annotation, cellular component: membrane. Gene Ontology annotation, molecular function: oxysterol binding; G protein-coupled receptor activity. The coding region runs from base 43 to 1077 and encodes 344 amino acids. The record is from RefSeq and is a predicted model, not a curated record. NCBI's taxonomy places the organism in Eukaryota, Metazoa, Chordata, Lepidosauria, Squamata, Gekkonidae.